Molecule: messenger RNA, 1328 nt
Organism: Plutella xylostella (diamondback moth)
Lineage: Eukaryota; Metazoa; Arthropoda; Insecta; Lepidoptera; Plutellidae
Source: RefSeq, a predicted model, not a curated record
UUAACGAUGAUGCUUCAUAAUCAUAAAACACGUCAUAGUUUCUCAGACCAAAUGGGAUGUUCCAAAAUGAAUAUGCAAAAGUGCGUCUAAAUACCGCAUUUACUAAUUAACGAACUGGUACAUUAUACAUAGGCUUACAGAAAUAGCUAAGUAAAUUAAAAAAGUAAUUAAUAAAGCAUAAGAUAUUAAUUUAUAUUUGUCCUCUAUUAGCGAAAAUUCGCAACAAUAAAUUCAACUGCAAAUGUUGAUUUUGAUUUAGUGUUGCAUCUCGUUUCGUGCUAGUGGUUGUUUGGUGGUCAACUGUGCUUUAGUAUUGACAAAAAGACACGAUGAAGAUUAUAUUGAUAUUAGUAUUACUGACAGUCCUGGCAGCCAUGGCAGCAGCCCAGCGACCCAUGAACAUGACCAAGCCGAAGCUCUACCAAGUCACCAGAAAACCGACAACUUUCAAGCACAAAACACCUGAGGAAAGGCGAAAGUUAUCGUUCUUUCCGAAGAGUACAUUCAAAUACAUUGCCACACCGAAGCCACAAGCAAAGAAACUAAUGGACAGGAAACCAAUGCUGAGUUUAAAGACAACUUUGCCUGUGGUAGAGGCUACAAAGGCUCCAAAAGUCAUUAAUAGGUCUCUACUGAACGCCAGAAAGUUUGCUUUUACUACGCCCGUGACAACGAAACUGACUACUACUGUGAAACCUACUGAAGCUCCUCAGUUAAACCAGAAUCGGUACAAAGCAUAUGAGUCCAGAGAAGAAGAGAGGAUCGGAGAGGUAAUUUCUGGAGAAGACGACGUUGAUCAGUCUAAUGAAGAAGAUUACGAAGCACAAGCAUCAGUUAUACAAGUUAAAGUGGUAAAAAACACACUAGAACAUAAAGAACGAACAAAUGACGCAACUAAACAAAACAAAGCAGUCGUGAAAGAAAAUAAAUUUGCCCCAAAAGUGAAUGAAAAUGUUCUGUCGGAUAAUGUUUCUGUGGACAAAAACGGUGCAGAAGAAAAAUCUGAAAUAGAAGACAAUGAAUUUCUGAUUGUGAGAGAAAAGAGAGACGAGGGUCUCAUUAUUCAGUUUCCGUUAACAAUGGACACUGAAGAUGAUGAGGGAGUCACUGCCGAGUAUCCAGAAGAACUUAUAGUUCAUGUGAUCAGCAAAAGGAACGUUAUAGAAGAAGAAAACCUCGCCUCAACAGUCUCUGGGUUCCGGUUUACAGGGAGAGAGCCACGACUGAACAAUCACCUGAAGUUUAACAACAUUAACGCUUAGUUAAGCGUUUUCAGCAUUUAUAGUUUAUAGUGACUACUACGACUGAAAUUAUAUUCCUAAACUUAU